This is a messenger RNA of Bactrocera tryoni, 10774 nucleotides long. RefSeq names its product vacuolar protein sorting-associated protein 13 (gene Vps13). Gene Ontology annotation, biological process: protein retention in Golgi apparatus; protein targeting to vacuole. The transcript is spliced from 35 exons. Gene Ontology annotation, cellular component: extrinsic component of membrane. Lineage: Eukaryota; Metazoa; Arthropoda; Insecta; Diptera; Tephritidae. The record is from RefSeq and is a predicted model, not a curated record. Bases 1 to 10089 code for a protein of 3362 amino acids.
AUGGUUUUCGAAUCAGUGGUCACCGAUGUACUAAAUAAGGUACUAGGUGAUUAUGUCGAAAACUUGGAUAAAAAACAACUGAAAAUAGGAAUUUGGGGCGGCGAUGUAGUUCUUCAUAAUCUAAAGGUUAAAGAAAAUGCCCUCGAUGAGGUCGAUUUACCAGUGCAGCUCGUCUAUGGUUUCCUGGGUAAGCUGGUCUUAAAAAUACCAUGGAAGAAUCUCUACAGUCAACCGGUGAUCGCACAGAUCGAAGAUCUAUAUAUGCUUGUGGCACCCAAACAGACUGUACAAUACGAUGCUGAAAAAGAGGAAAAAUAUGAAUUGCAAGUAAAGCAAGCGGCGCUCAAAGCGUUGGAGGAGGCACACAAAAAGGAAUUGAUAAAAAAUGAAGCCAAACCGGAUGCCACUUUCUCCGAGAAGUUAACGGCACAAAUUGUCAACAACUUACAAGUGAAAAUAUCGAAUAUACAUAUACGUUACGAAGACGCAUCAACGACAGGUGAAAAUUUCGCACUCGGUGUGACUCUACAUGAUCUAGAGCUGUAUACCACAGACGAGAACUGGGAAAAAUGCUACCUAACCCAGCAAGUCAGUCGUGUCUUCAAAAUCGCCAAUCUCGACUCUUUGUCUGCAUACAUGAACUGCAGAACAAAUAUGUACUCGGCGCUAUCCAAAGAGGAGUUGGCUGAAGUGUUCCGCAAAAAUAUUGCACAAAAAGAUUCGGCGCCAAACGAUUACAAUUACGUGGUCGGCCCGAUUUCGGUAAUGGGAAAAUUACAGUUAAACAUGAAUCCCGAAUACGAUACGCCAGCAUUCGUGAUACCAAAGAUUGAUUUGGCCUUAGAAAUGCAAAAGCUGCGCGUCGGCUUAACGAGCACACAAUUUCAGGAAGCUAUAAAAUUGGGUGAAUCCAUGAAUCGUAUGCAAUUGGGUGUGCGCUAUAGGAAAUAUCGACCGUUCAAUACGCCUUAUAAGAAACACUACCGCGAAUGGUGGAAGUUCGCCAUAAAUUGCAUUUUAGAGGAAGACAUCAAGAAGCGCAAUAGGGAAUGGACUUGGGAGCACAUUAAAGAGCAUCGACAAUUAUGCAAUACAUAUGCGGAGAGUUUCAGAGAAAAGGAACUAUCUAAAAAGCCACCCGCCAGCCUCACUGAAACCUGCACCUUGCUAGAACAGAAGUUAGAUCUUUUUAAUUUGGUCUUGAUACGUAAGCGUGUACAAAUCGAAGUAGAUAAAAUACGCAAGGAUGAAGAAACGCGACAAUCCCAAAAGAGCGGUUGGUUUGGCGGCUGGUUUGGUGGUGGUCAAAAAACGGAAGAUGGCGAAUCCAACGAUAUUGUUAAAAAACUGGAAGCUGCAAUGACACCAGACGAAAAGUCGAAGCUGUACGAUGCGAUCGGCUAUCAAGAGGGCACGCCGCCGCCCGAUAUGCCCGUGCAAUAUGAGGCAAUAAAAAUGCAAUUUAAAUUGUUAGCACUGGAAGUGGGCCUCUAUGAUGAUAGCGAAGUGGUUGGUAGGGAAAGCUUCACUUUGGAGCAACUUAAAACGCUUAUGCUUUUGAACUUCUCGAUGACAACUUGCAACUUAACACAACGUCCCGGUGGCAAUGCCUUAAGCGUCACUGUGGGCAUGCACGAAAUCAAGUUAUUGGGCUUGCACCAAGAUAACGUAGCACCUGUUUUGAUCGAAUCGAAAACAACCGAUGAAUUAAAUCUACUUGACGUAUUCUUCGAGACCAAUCCGCUCGACAAGAAGUGCGAUCAACGUAUUCGGGUGUCGGCGCGUCCAUUGCAAGUCGUCUAUGAUGCCGACACGAUUAUACGACUAGCAAAGGUAUUUACACCGCCCAAAGCGAAUUUAUCCGAAUUGGAGUUUGCCGCCACUGAACGCAUGGCCAACUUCAAAGAGCGCUCAGCCACUGGUCUACAAUACAUGAUCGACUCGAAAUCUGUGCUGGAGAUAGAUAUACAAUUUAUGCCCAACAUUAUCAUUGUACCGAGCAAUGGCAAAUAUAAUCCGAAUUGUAAUGAUAAUUCACUAAUUGUUAUAACAUUGGGUAAGUUCAUCGUUUCGUCGAAACCGCACAAUGUUUCGUCGACCGAUCUGAUCGAUAUGCUGGAAGACACCAAAGUCUCGAUAUCUAGCGUAUUGGAACGUGCCUACGAUCAAAUACAAGUUAGCAUUGCUGACAUACAGAUGGUUGUGGCUAGGCCCGGUGAAGAUUGGGAGAAUACGCUAGCCUCAGCUGUACAAUCUGAUAUGCAUAUACUACGUCCAACAUCCGUGCUAUGCAAUGUGUGCUUAUGCGCCGUCGACGAUGAUCCCCGUUUGCCGAAGAUGAAAAUUGAAAUUGAGUUACCUUCGAUUGCAUUGAAUAUAACCGAAGAUCGCAUGUUCGAUGCUUUACGCGUGGCCACAAGCAUACCAUUGCCGGAGGGUGAAACAGCACAACCAUCAUCCAUUACGAGGGCUAUAAGCACAGCCUCCUCGAAAUUAUCAUUGGCAAGUUUCUUGACACAAGAGAAAAAGGCGAAGAAGAAGGCAGAGAAAGUCGAUCUUUCCGCGGAGAUUGUACAAUAUACGAAUUUAGAAUUGAUAUUUACACUAAAAGAAUUUACCGUUGCUCUCAACAAAUCUGUACCCAUUAAAGAGCCGCAUUUAAAUGAGGGUAAAACUGAAACGACCGAAUCGCCGAUAGACUCAACGGCGGAAUCACCGCAAGAUUCGAAUGCUUUCGGUACUCCUGUGGAAGAAAUGCCGAAUGACAUUGUGCUGGAUAAAAUUGAAAGUUGCACUUCAACAACUUGUGCUGUUGAAACCAUAUUGUCGUUCCAUGUGCUUGAACUGGGCGUGAAAAUGUACCAACGCACCUACGAAAUGGUGGUGGAAGCUAAUUUGGGCGCUGUCAACUUAAAACGUCAUGGUACCGCCGAAAGUGCUCAAUAUCAGUUGAAUAUUAUCGAUACGCCGAGAUUUUCUAAAGAGCUCCAAUAUUUGCUAACCGUCUCUUAUGUAAUGGCACAACGCACAUCUCCCGAAUUCUUUACCAAAUAUAAUGCCACAGAGCAAUUGAUCAACAUUAACUUUUCUACUUUGAAUAUAACUCUACAUCAAGAAGUAUUAUUGCAAUUACUAGAACUAGCCGAUUCCAUACAACGUAAAUUGGAUACUGUACUCAAGACAUCACCAUCCGCCGAUAACACACCCAAGGAUCGUGUGGGCAAUGCUGGUGAUACCGGAAUUCUUAGUAAACUUGCUGUCAUUGCUGAGGAGGGUGAAGAGGACGAUGUGCUAACUGCGUUGGCGCCUGCUAAAAACCGGCCACGUCAAGGAAAGGUGGUGGACAGUAUACAAGUUCACGUAAAGGCGAAAUUGGAACAAGUGUCCUUGCUGCUGACAUGUCACAAACGGCCUUUGGCUUCAAUGCAAGUGCAACAUUUUGAUGCGAACGUAAUUUUGAAGUCGUCGUACACGGAGUUGAACCUGCGCUUGAAGGACAUCGUAGUCACAGAUUUGAAUCCUUUGACGAAGCAUAGUGGUAUUCUUUCCAUCGUUGGCGAUAAUGCGCUCGAGUGUCAGGUCAUCAAGUUUAAUUUAGAUGAAACCUCCAACUACAAUUCGGAUGACAUGCGCAUAACCGUGUCAAUUGGCGGUAUGAAGAUCGUCUUCCUCAACUGGUUUGUCACCGGCGUUUUGAGUUUCCUCAAUAAUUUCCAAGCUGCUCAAGCGGCGCUUGCUCAAGCCAGUGCCGCCGCUGCAGAUGCCGCUAAACAAAACGCUAUGGUGGCUUAUGAAACUGCAUCGCGCAUGAAGCUUGAUAUCAAAGUUAAAGCACCCGUUAUUAUUGUACCGAUGGACUCGCAAAGUUUCAAUGCCAUCGUGCUUGAUCUUGGCUUUCUCUCAUUAAAUAAUAUAACAACCGAAGUUGAUGUACCAAGCGACAGUCGACGUGCUGUACUCGAUGAAAUUAAAUUGGAGCUAAAAAAUAUGCGUUUGGCAAAGGCUGCCAUUCUAUUAGAUCAGGGUCGCAGAUCGUCAGUCGAUACUGUUGAUAUGGCUUACGGCAUCAAGUCGCAUUUGAAUAUUUUGGAUCCAGUUAGUUGUGCUUUAAUCGUUAAACGCAACUUAUCCAGCACUUGGUACAAAGAGGUGCCGGAAAUGGACAUAUCUGGACAUUUGAAAUCCAUUGAGUUUAAUCUAUUUAUGGAAGAUUACGCUGUCAUAAUGGCAAUAUUGAAUCGUAAUUUGAGUGAAGGCGCAGACGAAUUUCCACCCGUCGAGGAACCCGAACGUCCGCAAACACCAAAAUCGCCGGAUUUACGUGCACAGGACUCUAAAGGGGAUGUGGAAUCAGCAACUGGCAGCAGCACAGCUAAACGUAAAGUGUCGGCUGUCGUAAGUGCCACUAAUACGCCACAAAAAAGCACGGUGCAUGUGCAAAUGAAAUUCAGUUUCCUAUUUGACGGUGUGGUUAUCAACUUGCUUUUGAACAACGAAGAGGGCUUAGCACGUUUCGGCUUAUACUUUCUCUCACUGAAGGGCAACAAAUUAGUGAAUGGCACGCUUAAUACCUCCAUUGUGCUAUGCAAUAUACAAAUCGAUGAUACACGAAAAUCAAAUCAAAGUCCAAUUAAGAAAUAUCUAUGUCGCAAAGAUUGGAAUGAAAGUCAAUUGCAUAAGCAAACCGAACCAACAGCCGAUAUGAUAGAUGCUUGCAAGACCGAGCUGAAUUAUAUGUUGGACUUAACGGCCAGCAUAAAGGAGGAUGAUAUUUUUGCCGAGGUGCGCGUCAGCAGUUUCGAUUUGAUUUUAUGCGUUGACUACCUUUUGAAAUUAGCCGAUUUCUUUAAACUACCCGAAGAUACCGAAGCCGUAAAUACGAUUAAAAAACCAGAACUAAAAUCCCCAACUACUCCUGUUACAACAAAUAUAGCCUCAACAUCCACGCUAAAAGCAGCGUCGAGUGCCGCCUCCGCCCAGAGCACCGCUGCUAAUAAUAAAAAAAUGAAUUUAAUUCUACAUAUCGAAGAACCGGACAUAAUCUUAGUGGAAAAUCUGGACGAUAUGAACUCCAAUGCUAUUAUAUUCAAUGUGCAGGCGCAGCUCAAUUAUCGCGCUAUUGGCGAAAGGCAGAAUAUCAAUGGUCAAAUCGAUUCGUUAAAAAUGUACAUGUGUUCAUUUAUGCCCGAGCGCCGUGAAGCGACCCGUCAUUACAUAUUACACCCAUGUAUGAUAAGUUUGCACGGCUCCACGCCAGAAGAAGAGGGCUUACAUGUUAGCUUGAAGCUGAGUGAGAUUAUGUUGAAUGUCUCACCUGCCACCAUCGAACUGUUGAAUAAAGCUAUGCGCAGUAUAAGCGCCGAUAAUGCACAGAAGGAGACGAAUCAGAGGCUGGAGACUAAUUACAAACAAUUGUGGUUAGAAGAACGACUACAAGAGAAACGCUAUUGGUUCCUGAGAGCUGACCGUGCUGUUGAGGCGCUGGAGUAUAUCGAAAGUCACAUAACAACGGAAACACAAAGGCGUAAAACUGAAAGAUGUGUUGUUGAAGUUCCUAAUAUCACAAUUGUCAUCGAAACGGGUAUCGGUUACUAUACGAAGCCGCUGAUAACGGUUGAUACGCGCUUGAAUGCGAUUAUAAGUGAUUGGAGUGAUGAUCUAAAAAUACGCGGCUCACUUACAUUGAGCACCAACUAUUACAAUGAGUCCUUAGCCGUGUGGGAGCCCAUAAUUGAAAUGAAUGAACACAUCAAUCGCAAUGGUGAACAAGAGUAUCUGCCUUGGGAACUAACCUACAAAGUGGAUAUAAUAAAUCAGAAGAACGAAAACGAUAACGAAGAGGAGCAAGAUGAAGAAGAAGAGUUGGGCAAAGUAACACAAAUCGCCAUACAUUCAGAUGAGGAUCUGCAAUUUACAGUUACCAAGUCAUGCUUAGAUCUUUUAAGUGUGCUGGGUGAGGCCUUCUCACAGGCCAUACAAAUUGAGGGUCUUACCAAACCCGAAGUGGUAGCACCUUACGUCGUGGAAAACGAUACUGGCUUCGAUAUUUCCAUAAACUUUAGACGCGGCAUAUUUACGCUGCACGAAUGUCACUCGCCCAAAGCAACGGUGGGUACUAACUUGAAUAGUUCCUUAGUAUUCGCUGCUGAGGAUGCGGAUGCAAACUUUUCGCCAGAUCAGGUAAAGGAUUGCACGAUUUCGCCCGGCGGACGCGCCUAUUUGCAAACCAAAGAUUUGUCUACGAUCACCAACGAAGAAGACGAGGAAUAUAACUUAUAUGUGCAGGUGGGCGGCAUCGAUAAAGAGGUUGUGCUGCCCGUAUCCAAAUCGGAUCAACGCUAUUUCCCCCUAUAUCGCGGCUCGAAUCAAGAUCCAUGGGGUAUAGUGUCGGAGGUGCGCUCCGAGUAUGGCACCACAAAAAUCAAUAUACACGGGGUGGUCAAAGUACACAAUCACUUCACCACUACUCUGCUUAUACAUCGUUAUAAACAAGGUGCGGGCAGAGAAAAAAUUUUGGUAGGCAAGGUGUCGCCCGGACAAGUCUUCCAUGUGCCGCUGCACGCUAUUUACGCAGAUAUUAAGGAAUUGCAUUUCAGUUUGGAGGGCUACAACAUGUCUGUGCAAGGCAUCAAAUGGAAUGAUUGUCCCACUGAUCUUGAUUAUUCAAGGCAAUUGCAAUGUGAUCCUUUGGACACUUUCGAGACAUUCUAUAUUAAUGUGAAACGUGUUAAAACCGAGAUCUUCCACGAGCACAGUGACAAAUAUACCAUACUAAGCGCCUAUUAUACGCUGCAUUUGCGCCCACCGGUAUAUCUCUGCAAUGCAUUACCUAUUAGUAUUAGUGUUUCGGUAGCCGGUUGCAGUGUACGCAGCGCUGAAAGUGAGAAUGUUGAAAAGAGUGCAACGAGUGCGGUCAAGGAAGAUAUGUUGGAUUAUGGUGAGAAAGAGGUGGCACCGGGUGACGUGCUGCAUUUGCCAACGGUGAAAUUAAGUGGCAAAUCGCGUGAAAAUCGCAGUUUCCUUGUUGUGCGGCUAAUCCAAUACCUGGAGAAGGAUUGGUCUUGCACCACCGAAAUAUCUGAAGAUCACAACGAUAUGGCUACCUGGCGCUUUAGUUCCUACGACUCUGAGGCGAAAAUGGAUAUGGAUUUAUGCGUUCGUUUCGAAGAUCGUCGUGGCGCCUUGCAGAUAUCACUAUACAGUCCAUUCUGGAUGAUCAACAAAACCGGCUUGAUGCUUAGCUAUAAAACUGAUGCGGAAACAGUUGAUGUACUCUAUCAUCCUCCAGAAUAUAAUGGUCCGAUUUUGUUCUCUUUCCGUGAGAAAUUCUUCUUUGACAAGAAAGCUGCCACAAUACGUGUCGAUAACGGUGAAUGGAGUAAUAAAAUACCGCUGGACGUUGCCGGUUCAAUGGGUGCUGUUACUUGCAAAUCCAAAGACACGCCUUAUCAAAUUGGCGUACACAAUCAUUUAACCUAUAAUUCGCUUACGAAAAUGAUCACAUUCAUACCAUUUUAUAUUGCAAGUAAUAAGUGCUAUUUCGAAAUAGACCUACAAGAGCAAAGUAGACCGGGUGACCCAUGGAUAACGGUGUUGCCCAACUCUUGCACACCACUUUGGCCCAAAGACGAUUCCGAUUUAAUGCUUAUCGCACGCGUACUCGGUCAAUGUACACCGGCUUUCAAGUACUCCGAAGCGCAAUGUACUUUGCUUAAACUGCCGGGCAAUAAGUACGGUGGCAUUAAUGUUGAUGUGCAGGCCACUGAAGGCGGUGUCUAUAUCAUAUUUAAUGAGUUUAAUCCCGGCGAUGCACCCGGCUUAAUUAUUAAUCACACGAACUUACCAAUUGUGUAUCAAGAGAAAGAUGUUAAAGAUAAUGUGGUUGUGAAACCGUUAACUAAAUUGCUGCACGCUUGGUCACAUCCAUCGGGCGAGAAUAGCAUUGUCUUUGACUUUGGCGAAACGAUUAAUGACAAGAGUAAAACUAAAGCCGAGACAGAUUUGAGACGCGAUCAAAUCGGUGAAAUGAAAAUCAGCGACGGUUCGACUGCUUAUUGGGUGACGUUUUUGGACGGUUUGCAGCGUGUUUUGCUCUUUACUAAAGAUGUUGGUAUUGCUAAAAAGCUAGAAGGCAGCGGCACCAUACAAAAGAUAACACAGUCGGUUGAAGUACGCAUCCAUGGUAUUGGCUUUUCAUUGAUAAACAAUGCGAUUAAUACAACCAUCUUGUAUAUGGGCAUAGCAAGUUCAGGUGUUAUUUGGGAGCAAAAAAAGGGCGCAAAACACUUCAAGCAGAUGAAUAUACACGAAACCGCAGAGCUUGAAGAGCAGUACCAACAGUAUUUGGUGGAUCGUAGUGUGAAUCUGGUGAAGAAGUACUACAUGGAUGCCAAAUACGAGAUCGAUUUCAAACAUAUGAUACUUAAAAAGAAUAAGGAGCGUGAAAUACAUCGCACCUUUUAUCCAGGUGUUUGGUUCAAAAUGCGCACCUCACCUUAUCAAAUGCAGCUACACGCUAAAAUCAACAAAAUCCAAAUUGACAAUCAAUUAAACGAUUAUAUCUUCCCAGUUGUGCUGGCGCCCAUACCACCACCGAAAAGUGUAGCCACGACUACCGUACUGAAGCCAUUCAUCGAAGUCAGUGUCGUACAAUGGGUUGUGCCGAACUCCACUGUCAAACAAUACAAAUACGCAACAAUGCUUAUACAGGAGUUCCAUUUCAAAGUGGAUUUGAUAUUCCUUACGGCGCUCGCCGAUAUGUUUGCCAGCAAAGUGGACGAUGUACAAGCGGCGAAACUCUUCAAUAUGAAUGUCGAAUCGAUAGAGAAGCCGUUAUCUGAUCUAGUCGAAACGCAUUCUGCACAGGAGCAAAAGAAUUUCUAUGAUAAUUUGCAUUUGGGACCGAUUAAAAUACACGUCAGUUUCUCCAUGGCUGGCUCAGAUACCACAGCUUUGCCGGGUAUACUGUCCACGUUGGUACAGGGUGUCGGCGUUACUUUAACGGAUGUUAAUGAUGUUGUUUUCCGACUCGCUUUCUUCGAACGUGAGUAUCAGUUCUUUACGCAGCAGCAGUUAACUUCGGAGAUUACAACACAUUAUACCGGUCAAGCGUUGAAACAAUUGUACGUGCUCGUUUUGGGUUUGGAUGUGCUCGGCAAUCCUUAUGGCUUGGUUGUUGGCCUGAAGAAAGGUGUCGAAGAUUUGUUCUAUGAACCAUUCCAGGGUGCUAUCCAAGGACCAGGCGAAUUUGCGCAGGGUCUUGCGCUCGGUGUUAAAUCACUUUUCGGACAUACAGUGGGAGGCGCAGCCGGUGCAGUAUCGAAGAUCACCGGCGCAAUGGGCAAAGGUUUGGCUGCACUCACAUUCGAUGAAGAAUAUCAGAAGAAGCGUCGCCUGCACAUGAAUAAGAAACCACAAACAUUUUCGGAAGGCAUAGCGCGCAGCGGCAAAAGUUUGGUUAUGGGCUUCGUUGAUGGCGUUUCGGGUGUGGUGACUAAACCCGUAGCCGGCGCGCGUGAGGAAGGUGUUGAGGGCUUCUUUAAAGGUGUCGGCAAGGGCGUCAUUGGUUUUGUGGCCCAACCGACAGCCGGUGUGGUUGAUUUUGCCAGCGGCAGCUUUGGUGCAGUGCGUCGUGCUGCCGAGGGCCAACAUGAUACAAUGCGCCUUCGUGCACCGCGCUACAUACAUCAGGAUAAUGUCGUUCGACCUUAUUGUCGUGCCGAGGCGGAGGGCAAUCGUGUUUUCAGGGAAAUUGAAAAGGGCAAAUAUGCUGCCACUGAUGUAUUCAUACACUGUGAGGAGUUAGUACCAAAGCAUGAGUACUUCGUCGUUUCAAAUCAUCGCAUUAUACAUGCAACGAAGAAUGAUCUUUUCGGCACAUAUACAGUCCAAUGGAAAUACCGCCUUGAAAACAUCGACGUCUUUACGCCCACAGACAAGGGACUGGAAAUCAGACUGAAAAAACAAAACAAAAAAGUAAUGGGCAUGUUUUCAACUAACGAAGUGGUUCGCAAACAAAUCACCAUAAAGGAUUCAAAACGUCGUGAUCAUUUAAUUGAAAUACUGGAAUCUCAACACAAGAAAGUGUAACCUUUUCUUCCGCUUAAUAUGCGUUAUGUGCGGCAGCCUUAGAUGCUCAUCGUCAUCACCAUACUCACAACAUAAAUGUUUCAAAAUUAAUUGGCUGCAAGCUACAUAAGCAAGCUGAAGCGCUUUUAAGCUGCAAACGCAACACAAACGACAGAAAUUCAACAUCGAUUGAGUGCGCACCGAAAAAUUUUUAUUAAAACAAGCAGAAAUAAAAAUACACAGAAUUAUGAGAAUUGAUAUUUUAAAAUACUAAAGAUAAGCAUAUUGCUGUUUUAUAAAAAUCAAGCACUAUGUACUUUUAAUCACUAACUUAUAAGCUUUUCUAACGUGGAUACGCAUUUCUUUGAUUAUAUCUUUUGAAAUUUAUUUUCUUUAGUUUUAUAUUUUGAAAUUUUUUUUAAAUAUUUUUAUUUCUUUUAAUUUUGUAAAAAAAUUUUCUUAUAUUCCGAUACUGUUCGUAUAAUAUUGUACACGCUCUUUCGUACACUUGUACGCCACCACAGCGCCGGGUAUUUUUUUUGUAGGGGAGUCGUUUGUACCGAACCUUAAUGAAAUGUUUUCCGUCUUUUAUCGUUUUACAUCACGAGACUACCUCGUUGUUACUGCUAAAGCAAGAAAGCAAACAAUAAUUUUCCUCUGAAUUACUACUAUUACUUUUUUAUACAUACUGAAUACUUCACAAAAA